This is a messenger RNA of Sardina pilchardus (European sardine), 3196 nucleotides long. It is a transcript of the gene fam49al, whose product is annotated as family with sequence similarity 49 member A, like. The record is from RefSeq and is a predicted model, not a curated record. Gene Ontology annotation, biological process: regulation of actin filament polymerization. The coding region runs from base 544 to 1515 and encodes 323 amino acids. NCBI's taxonomy places the organism in Eukaryota, Metazoa, Chordata, Actinopteri, Clupeiformes, Clupeidae. The transcript has 12 exons. Gene Ontology annotation, molecular function: small GTPase binding.
CAGCGCGAGAGAAGGAGGUCUGAAGGAAAGGCAGGCAGAGAGAGAGAGAGAGAGAGACAGCAAGAGAUUAAAAUCACACACAGAACAGAGAGAAGAAAAAGACAACAACCGUUCUAUUUCUCAUUGCUUAUUGUCUCUGAGCCGAGACCAUCCAGAGCACACAACAGCACUGAAUGAGAGAGCAGUGAGAGAACAAGACAUGCAGAGGGCGUGAGACGCUGAAGGAGCUAGCGGCGUGUGUGUGUGUGUGUGUGCGUGCGUGUGUGUGUAGGCAGAUCUGUCCACGGGCUGCGAACUGGAAUAAAGGAGGCUGUCAGCAGCGUUUUUCUACCCUACAACAGGACUCUUUCCACCCAAUUCACCCUUUCUUCACCCUGUGCUCCGUUUGCCUGAAGAGGACAAGGAAGACUGCAGAGAUUCUACCGCACAACCAACCGGUGGGAAGUGCUGAUGCAGUGAGGGGCGAGAGGACACAGGCCCCAGGUUGAUGCAGUAAAGUGCACUUUAAAAAAAAAGAAACUUUGAAGAAAAGGUGUUCUGGCCAUGGGGAACCUCAUUAAGGUCCUUGGCAAGGAUUUAGAGAACUGUCCACACUUUUUCCUGGACUUUGAAAAUGCCCAGCCUACAGAGGCAGAGACAGCGGUGUGGAAUCAGGUGAGCGCCAUUCUGGAGGAGGCCCAUGGCAUACUGGCAGAGCUGCAGUCCUACAAUGGGGCAGGACAGGAAAUACGAGAGGCCAUUCAGAAUCCAGGUGACUUACAGCUGCAGGAGAAGGCCUGGAAUGCGGUCUGUCCUCUGGUCGCUAAACUGAAACGCUUCUAUGAGUUUUCCCUCCGUCUAGAGAAUGCGUUGCGCAGCUUGUUGGAGGCACUCACGAGUCCGCCGUAUGCCCCUAUGCAGCAUCUGGAGCGGGAGCAGGCGCUGGCCAAGCAGUUCGCCGAGAUCCUCCAUUUCACUCUCAGCUUUGAUGAGCUCAAGAUGACAAAUCCUGCCAUUCAGAAUGACUUCAGCUACUACAGGAGGACCAUCAGUAGGAACCGGCUAAACAAUCAACAGCUGGAGGCUGAGAACGAGGUGAACAACGAGAUGGCCAAUCGAAUGUCCCUGUUUUAUGCUGAAGCUACACCCAUGCUGAAGACACUGAGCAAUGCUACAACCAAGUUUGUGUCAGAGAACAAGACACUGCCCAUUGAAGACACAACGGAUUGCCUUAGUACUAUGGCAUGUGUGUGCCGUGUCAUGUUGGAGACUCCUGAGUACCGAUGCCGCUUCACCAACACAGACACCAUGCUCUUCUGCAUGCGGGUUAUGGUGGGCGUCAUCAUUCUUUAUGACCACGUCCAUCCAGUGGGGGCCUUCGCUAAGACCUCCAAGAUUGAUAUGAAGGGGUGCAUCAAGGUGUUGAAAGAGCAGCCUUCAAAUAGUGUAGAGGGCCUGCUUAACGCACUGAGGUAUACAACACGACAUUUAAAUGAUGACAGCACCUCGAAACAAAUCCGAGCUCUGCUCCAAUGAGAGAGGAUGAAGGCAGCUGUGUGUUAGGAAGAGAGAAAAAGUGAGACGACAUAUGAAGGAAGAAGAAACAGAUAGAAAUGCUGGAAUAUGCUACUUGUGGGUGACCCAACCUCUGAAAACUGUUUGUUUACAAGCGUGAAAACAUAAAACCCAUCUCAAUAUCAAUAACCUGGAAAAAAAGUAAAAAAGUAUAUAUAUUGUCAAGCGUUCAUCAUCAUGCCUCUCAUUUUGUAUAACAAACGAGGAGAAAAAAAGAAUGUAAAAAAAAUAUUAAUGUCUAAAAGCAGACACAAAGGGAUCCAGAAGAAAAUGAAUAGACUUAUCUAAACUAUCUAUAUGCCUCUGGUUAGGAGUAAAGGUUUGAAAUCCACCCAGAUGCCAGAGUACGUUUGCACUCCCCAUCUUGCCAUUUCAAUCUCAUUGCAAGAAUUCUUGAAAGUAAGACACGACGAGUUGAGUUCAGAUCAUCUUGCCCUUUAGAUUCCGUCUCCUGGUCUAAACACUUCCUUAGUUACGGAUGACCUUGCGACCUCUAACAGACUUCUGGGAUCUGCAGAAUUCAGUUAUCAUUUUCUACAGCAUACCAGCUUGUCAUGCCAAAUCUUAGACAAAGAAAGGCAUAAUCAUCUUAAUUGAAGUUAAAUUUGUGUUGCUGUUUUAUCGCUGUAACCUUCUCAAAAGAGCACAUUAUAGAAUUAGUGAAGACUUUGUAUUAGAGAUUCUAUUAGAGUCCUGAACGGCAGUCGCCCCUACCCCUCCCCCCAACACCCCACUCACCAAACACACACACACACACACACACACACACACACACACAAGAAUAAUAUUUCUUUUUAACUCAAACAGUUGAGGUUAAACAAGCCUGAAGAAUGAUCUAAUUUAAAGUAAUGACUUUGUGAACACCUGCCUUGGCUGAUACUGUACAAGGCUGAGUGUGCAGCAGCUUCACCUGGCUUCUUCACUGUGUGCUGCUGAGCUGUGGCUGUUUAGGGGCCAGAGUCAACCUCUCGGUCAUCCUAUGCAGUUGCACACAUAAACACAAACGUCUGUGAAAACCAUGAACUAUAUGGGGAGGGGGGCUCCAUCAACAUCUACAUCUGCCAGCUUUAGCCAUAGAACUGUGAAUGGAAGGAAUGGAAGGCGUCAUCUACUGAAGAGGAAAUGCUCAUCACACAGACACAUACACAGACACAGACACAGACACAGACACAGACACACACACACACACACACACACACACACACACACACACACACACAUAUAUAUGCGCACGCACCCAUACACAUGCAAGAGGUUGUGUAACAUUUUGGUGUAAAUAAGGGAGAGCGCUGAGAAAUCAGGCAACUAAGAAAUUUCCAUCAGGCAACUAAGAGGUCUGCUAAAGAUAAACAAAUGUGCUUAUGAUUAACUAGAGAUGUGUCCUUUAGUAUGAAGCAAUUUUUACAUGAUAUUUGACAUGUGGGUAUUUGAAAUAAGAGAUUAUGUGAUUUUCAAAAUGAGGAGAGUUUGACACAGUACUGUACUCUGGAUGGCUGUAGUCGUUAGUCCCACUUCAUUUGGUCAUAUAUUUUCUAUACAGGGAUAUGUUAAGAGGCAUAUUCUGUAUAAAUCUCUAGAUGGCAUGCUGCAAAAGGUCAUAAGAUGUGUAAAUUAAUUUGUUAAUUAAAGUGUUUUUAAUUCA